Eurypyga helias (sunbittern) is the source of this 1060-nucleotide messenger RNA. It is a transcript of the gene NTNG1, whose product is annotated as netrin G1. Gene Ontology annotation, molecular function: cell-cell adhesion mediator activity. NCBI's taxonomy places the organism in Eukaryota, Metazoa, Chordata, Aves, Eurypygiformes, Eurypygidae. The transcript is spliced from 3 exons. The annotation marks the transcript as partial. The record is from RefSeq and is a predicted model, not a curated record.
AUGUAUUUGUCAAGAUUCCUGUCACUCCAUGCCCUCUGGGUUACCGUAUCCUCUGUGAUGCAGCACUACCCUUCUGUGUGGGGACACUAUGACGUGUGUAAGACCCAGAUUUACACAGAAGAAGGAAAAGUAUGGGAUUACAUGGCCUGCCAGCCGGAAGCCAGAGACAUGAUCAAAUAUGUGAAAGUGGCUCUGGAUCCCCCAGACAUAACGUGUGGAGAUCCGCCCGAGACUUUCUGUGCAAUGGGGAAUCCCUACAUGUGCAAUAAUGAAUGUGAUGCGAGUACCCAAGAACUGGCUCAUCCUCCGGAACUGAUGUUUGAUCUGGAAGGAAGACAUCCCUCCACAUUUUGGCAGUCCACGACAUGGAAGGAUUAUCCAAAGCCUCUUCAUGUAAAUAUUACGCUCUCCUGGAACAAAACCAUUGAGCUGACAGAUAACAUAGUUAUCACUUUUGAAUCUGGGCGUCCAGACCAAAUGAUCCUGGAGAAAUCGCUGGACUAUGGACGAACAUGGCAGCCCUACCAGUACUAUGCCACAGACUGUUUAGAUGCUUUCCACAUGGAUCCAAAAUCAGUGAGGGAUUUAUCGCAGCACACCGUCCUAGAAAUCAUUUGCACAGAGGAAUACUCUACCGGGUACAUGACAAAUAGUAAAAUAAUCCACUUUGAAAUCAAAGAUAGAUUUGCUUUUUUUGCUGGACCUCGGCUUCAUAACAUGGCUUCUCUUUAUGGCCAGCUUGACACAACCAAGAAGUUAAGAGAUUUCUUCACCAUCACGGAUCUGAGGAUAAGACUGCUUAGGCCAGCAACUGGGGAAAUCUACGUCGAUGAGCAACACCUGGCACGCUACUUUUAUGCAAUUUCGGACAUAAGGGUAUACGGAAGAUGUAAGUGCAACCUUCACGCUACUGGCUGUAAAGAAGAAAACAAAAGACUACUUUGUGAAUGUGAACAUAACACCACUGGCCCAGACUGUGGAAAAUGCAAGAAGAAUUACCAGGGCCGGCCGUGGAGCCCUGGCUCUUAUCUGCCUAUACCCAAGGGCACUGCUAAUAUCU